Dreissena polymorpha is the source of this 10954-nucleotide messenger RNA. RefSeq names its product intersectin-1-like. The record is from RefSeq and is a predicted model, not a curated record. Gene Ontology annotation, biological process: positive regulation of Rho protein signal transduction. The coding region runs from base 198 to 6857 and encodes 2219 amino acids. The transcript is spliced from 45 exons. Gene Ontology annotation, molecular function: protein binding; calcium ion binding; guanyl-nucleotide exchange factor activity. Lineage: Eukaryota; Metazoa; Mollusca; Bivalvia; Myida; Dreissenidae.
CAUUUGCACAUUUACCAGAGGAGUGAUUUUUACUUGCCUGUCUAUAUAUAACACAGUACAGAGUGAUCGGCUGGUGAAUCAGAUCGUGGAUUGAAAAGUCAUUGCAAGAGACGUCAAAAUCAUCAUAAUUUUAAUGAUUUAUUGAUAGUUGUGUGCACCUCUUGCAUGGAUACGUAACAUAGAUUGAUGUUCUGGACAUGGCUGCUGUUCCAGGUGGAGGGGAUGAAUGGAGGAUAACUGGGGAGGACCGAGCCAAACACGAUUCACAGUUCUUUGCCCUGAAGCCAGUCAAUGGCUUCGUCACAGGUGAACAGGCCAGAAAUUUUUUCUUGCAGUCAGGUCUUCCAACGGCAGUAUUAGGACAAAUAUGGGGUCUAGCAGAUAUGAACAACGAUGGCAAGAUGGACAGAAAGGAGUUUUCCAUAGCCAUGCAUCUCAUCAAGAAGAAACUCCAAGGCUAUGAGCUCCCCAAGGCUCUGCCCCAAUCCAUGAAAGCGGACCCUUCCCCUGUAGUGGGGUCAUUUGGGGCCAUGCCCUCCCAGCCCCAAAUGGUUGGCAUGAUGCCAGGAAUGGGUGUCCACCCUUCAAUGGGAAUGGUAGCACCUGUUGCCAUGACGAUGGGGCAGAGAAUGCCAAUCAUGGCCAAUGGAAUGCCUCAAAUGGUAGCUCCCGCUGGAUUCAUGGGGGGUGUCCCAGUGCCUACAGGAUACACAGGGGGAAUGCCUGUCCGGCCAGCGGUACCUAACCAAGUGUUAUCGCUGGCGAUGCCUCACACCCAGAAGCUGAAGUACACUCAGAUGUUUAACAGUAAUGAUAGGAACAAAAAGGGCAACCUUACAGGAGUUGAGGCCAGAGCCAUACUUGUGCAGACUGGAGUACCCCAACAGAUGCUGGCACAGAUAUGGAACCUGUCAGACGUGAACAAGGAUGGGAUGUUGGACUGCGAGGAGUUCUGUAUCGCUCUUCACCUCUGUGAUGUGGUCAAGACAGGCACCCCCUUGCCCUCCUUCCUCCCCCCUGAGCUCAUCCCUAGCAAGGCCCGGGCAGGCAGCUUUGGCCCCUCCCAGCCUGCAGCCCCACCCCAGCAGAAGGACACAUUUGGCGACCUUGUGGGCAGCAUGGGACUGCCAGCCCCUAUCCAGACCCUGCCUGUGGCCAAUGGAGAGACCAAACAGGAAGAGAUUGAUAUGUCACCAGUGACGUUUGAAGACAAAAGAAAAGAGAAUUUUGACAAGGGGGCAUUGGAGUUGGAGCGGCGUAGACAGCAGCUACAGGAGCAGUUGAGGAGAGAGGAGGAGGCAAGGCUGGCCAAGGAGAGACAGGAGCAGGAGAAGAGGGAGAAACAGAGACAGGAGCAGGAGCGUAAGAAGCAGCAGGAGUUGGAGCGACAGCUGGAGAAGCAGAGAGAGAUUGAACGACAGAGGGAGGAACAGAGGCAGAAAAUGCUUGAACAGCGCGAGGGAGCGCGGCGUGAACUGGAGCGUCAGCGUCAGAUGGAGUGGGAGCGCCAGAGGAAGGAGCAGCUUAUGGCGGAGAAACUGCGCGAGUACGAGCAGCUUAGUGCACUUAAGUCACGCUCCAGUGACCUGCGGUGUGAGCUCGAGUCAUUGCAAGGCAAAAAGACAGAGAUCACUAUGAAGAUAUCCCAGGUGAAGAACGGAGUGGGUGACUUCACGGCCCAUAUCGAGGCUAUGAGGAGCACCAGGGAUCUCAAGAACAAGGACAUAGACAGGCUCAAUAGGGAGAUACAGGAAGUGAAGCAGCGGCUCUCGAGCCUCCAGUCCGAGAGGGAGUCCUCUGACCUACGAAUGCAGACCAGCGGCCAGGCAAACCCCAUGUAUUUAUACAGGGUGGCGGAGACCCAUCGAACCAUGAUGCACAGUGUGGAACUGAAGAAGACGUCCGUACAACGACUGAAGAAAGACCUGCAGCAGCUGGAAAGGGACACUGAGUCCAAACUAGCUGACAUAGAUACACAAAACCAGAAACUGAAGGAGUUCAACUCUAAUCUGUCCAAGCUGCAGGCAGACAUUGGCAAGGUGGAGAGGCAAAAGCAGAACACUGCGGCUGAGCAGGCCGAGAAAGACCGCAUCCAGCGAGAGAAGGACAAACACGAGACCUUGAGGAAAGAGCUUGAAGCUCAAAGACUGCAGGAGGUGAGUGCCAAAUCUAAGAAGCCUGCAGAGGAAAUCAAACCAUCAGCGGCGGCUACUACUAAUGGUGGCUGGUUUGCCUUCGGUAACGACUCUGGCGCCACCACAUCGACCGCCACCAGUGAUAACUGGGCAUCUUUGUUUGACGCCCAGCCCAGUGCACAGGCUGCAACCAAGGGUGGGAGUGGGUGGAGUGCAGCAUUCUCUAGUCAAUCUUCAACUACCACCAUAACUAGUAAUGAUUCACAAGGUUUCAAGUUAUCUGGUGCCAAGAAGAAAUACAAGGCAUUAUACCAGUUUGAUGCUCGCAACAAUGAUGAACUUUCCUUGAUGCCCGGUGAUAUUGUAAUGGUAUUUGAUGACCAGACAGGGGCGGAGCCCGGCUGGAAGGGCGGGGAGAUUGGGGGCAAGUGUGGCUGGUUCCCUGAAGCCUAUGUGGAGAGAGACGAGGAGGGAACUGGUGCAGUGGACUGGGGAACCGCUGGCAUGAGCAACUCCAUAGCAACAUCAGAGGACUCCUCCUUCAUGGCCGUCCCCAGCAGUAAAGUGCCCGCCAUCUCACCUUCUCCAACCCCUGGACAGGGCCAGGCUGCCCCAGACGGCCUUCAAGCACAGGCUCUGUACCCCUGGAAGGCCAAGAAAGAUAACCACCUGACGUUCAACAAGGGGGACAUAAUCAGAGUCCUGGAGCAGCAGGAUAUGUGGUGGUCCGGCGAAGUGCAUGGCAAGACUGGCUGGUUCCCGAAGUCGUAUGUGAAGCUGACAAGUUCCGGUACCCCAACCCUCAAAGUGGACUCACCAGUUUCCAGCACAGUACAGGAAGUCAGUUCUAUUGUGGAGCCAAAACCAGCUAUGGGCAAGCCUGCUGGAGACUUAUAUGAGGGACUGUUUGCGUACCUGUCCAGUGAGCCAGAGGAUUUGACGUUCCAAGCAGGGGAGAUAAUCACGGUUACCAAGAUGGACGGCCAGUGGUGGACAGGAACCAUCGGAAGUCGGUCCGGAAUCUUCCCGGCCAAUUAUGUUAAAAAGCAUGAACAACAGCAAACAGCAACUCAAUCAUCAGCAAACAACUCUGGCUUUGCCACUCAAAAUACCGGACUAUUUGACAAUGCCACACAAAACACUGGACUAUUUGACAACGCCACUCAAAAUACCGGACUAUUUGACAAUGCCACUCAAAAUACCGGACUUUUUGACAAUGCCACACAAAAUGCCGGACUAUUUGACAGUGCGUUUGGAGAUGACCCCUUUAACACGUCUGCUCCCCUGUCCAACACUAAUCAGGAUUUAUUUUCUUCUGAUCCAUUUGCUGACUUUGAGUAUGAUACCACCACUGUACAAAAGUCCCAGAUAGCAGACCCCAGUUUUGAUACACCCCCAAUCAGCAUGGCAAAUGCUUCUAUCCCCAGUGACUCUUUCUCUGAUGAUCCCUUUAAGCAAUCAGGAAAAUUGUUUGAAGAGGGCCUUUUUUCUGAAGAUGCUUUUCAGUCAUUAAACAAUGGUCUGUCUCCAAGCAAUAUUGGCAAAAGUUCUGAGGAUUUAUUCAAAAUGUCAGGUGAUAAUUCAGGUGAAAACUUUGAUGAUGAAUUCAAAGUGUCGGAUGAAAUUAAGGAUAAACAUGAUUUGAUAGAUGACCCCAGCAAGGGUCAAGAUUCACAUGCCAUUAAAAAGGUGACUUUUAGUGAAAAGGAAAUAGAAUUUUCGGAUGACCCAUUUUCAGACAUGGGUCAAGAUUCAGGGAUGAAAGCCGCUGCUUCUGACUCAUUUGCAGCUUUUGGGGACACCCAGAGUUUAGAAUUUGGUCAGAUUAUAGGUGGGACAGAAGCAAACUCUGAUCCAUUUGCAUCAUUUGGUGAUUCACAGACUAGUUCAGGUGUUGACUGGACUUCUGGACUCUCUAAUGAACCAACUUCUGGGUUUUCCAAUGAACCAAACCAGUCUGAAAGCUGGAUCCAGUCUUUGGAACAGGACGCAGACAUGUCCUUGCCAACCAGUCUGUCAGGCCUCACAAGCAUCUCGACCUCUCUUCCUCAAGGUCACGAUAGCUCAAGUCAAACCACAGCAUCGCUCACUAGAAAUUCAGCCUUAGACGAUAUGUCAAUGUUAGACAUAGUAGCAAGUAACCCCAAUAAUAACAAUUCCACUGAUACAGGUCUAAAUGCAUCAUCCCUUAAUCAAAAUUCAGCCUUUGACGAUUUUUCAAUGUUUGACACAAUUUCAAGUAAUGCCGAUGAUAAGAAAUUCACUGAUACUCAAUCAGACAUGGUAGAUGAUAUCAUGCAAAGGUCAGCAGACACUGUGGAUAGUAACUUACAAAGGUCAGGCAGUAAGUCAGACAAAAACCCUUCGCCAAGACCACCAGCAUUGCCAGAGAAAAUGAUAAAAAAGAAUCCCUUGAACAAGUCAGGCCUAGAUCCGAAAGGGGACAUGGCAGACGCAAAGAAUGAUGAUGUGAGAUCAGCCAGCGCUGGGCCAGGAGCCACGAGCUCAGUGUCAGUGGCUUCCACAGCAAGGCCUGCUAGCGCCAUCCCCGGGGCCACAGGCUCCCUCACCAUGGCAACCACUGGGCCAUCCCAGACCGGUACUCUAAAGAAACCAGAAAUUGCCACAGUGAUAGCUGCGUACACAGCCACAGGCCAGGAACAGCUGUCAUUGAGUCCCGGUCAGCUGAUACAGGUCCGCAAGAAGUCCCCAAGUGGCUGGUGGGAGGGAGAACUACAGGCCCGAGGUCAGAAGCGUAAGAUCGGGUGGUUCCCAGCAAAUUAUGUGAAGCUGUUGCAGGGCAGCGCCAGAAACACACCUGUGGAUACACUGGACUCUGGCGGGAAAACCUCCCCAGCUGGUGGUGUGGCUGGGGGUACCAGUGCCACGCCCUCCUCUGCCCCACAGGCUGCAGGCACGCAGGCUGCCAAGGCGUACGUUGACCACGUUAUAGCCCUGUACCCAUACGCUGCCCAGCACCCAGACGAGCUGACAUUCCCCAAAGAUGCUGUGAUAAAUGUCCUUAAGAAGGAUGACCCUGACUGGUGGCAGGGGGAGUAUGGGGGCAGUACCGGAGUCUUCCCUUCCAACUAUGUACAGGCCACUACCCCGGAAUCCACCUCAUGGUCGUCUGACCCCCAGGUGCUGGAGAAGACGUCGUCAGAGGAGAGUAAGAGGCAGAGUUACAUACAUGAGCUGAUCAACACAGAGGAGUCAUACAUGCUGGACAUGUCCAUUGUGUUGGAGGCAUUUUACCGACCACUGCAGGAGGGUGGGGCGCUGACAGAGGACAAUUUGCAGGCCAUUUUUGUCAACUGGAAUGAUCUUAUAUUGUGCAAUACUAAACUGCAAAAAGCACUUCGUGUUCGUAAGAAGAUGUGCGGCGUUGGGCAAGUCAUAAAUAGCAUUGGGGACAUCCUGUGCGAAAAUAUCCCCCAUCUGACACCGUACAUCCGGUUCUGCAGCUGUCAGCUGAACGCAGCCGCUCUCCUCCAGAGACUCACGGAAACCAAUCCAAAAUUUGUAGAAAUCCACAAAAGAUGUGUUCAGAACCCUAAGACAAAGGGUAUGCCUCUGAGUAGCUUCCUCUUGAAGCCGAUGCAGCGCAUAACAAAGUAUCCACUCCUUAUUGACAAGAUCCUGAAGCACACGCCCCAGAGCCACCCUGACCAUGUACACCUACAGGACGCCCUGGAGGCGAGUCAGGAGCUCUGCAGUCAGGUCAACGAGGGCGUGCGGGAGAAGGAAAACUCGGACAGGCUCGAGUGGAUACAGCAGAGAGUGCAUUGUGAUGGACUGCCUGAGAAAAUCACCUUCAAUUCUGUGACCAACUGCCUUGGCCCAAGAAAGCUCCUGCACUCCGGGGUUGUCCACAAGAAGAAGAGCAACAAGGAGCUGGUGUUGUUGUUGUUCAACGACUUCCUCCUGCUGACCACGUCCAACCGACCCAUGAACAACACCACCCACAGUGUGUUUGACCUCACCGGGCAGGUGCAAUACAAAAUGUACAAAACUCCUGUGUUCUUGAACGAGGUGAUGAUUAAAGACCCUCCUUCAGACGACCCAGAAGGGUUCACGAUAUCCCACAUUGACCGGGUGUACACUCUGCGAUGUAACACGCAGUCUGAUCGGGACAACUGGGUGCGCAAACUAAAGACGGCCUCGCUAGACUAUCAUAACACGGAGAAAAAAAAGCGGGAAAAAGCCAUCAGUUCCCCUAAGCAUAACCGUGGUGUUGGUCGUCUGCUUGUUAUUGUGCUUGAAGGGACCAAUUUGGCGGGAAAUGCGGAUGUUCGUCGCCCUGCUGGCAUCGGUCGUCUGCUUGUUGUUAUUGUAGAGGGUAUAGAUCUGCAGUCGAGAGAUGAGAACGGUGUACCAUCAUUGAAAGGAAAAGGAAAAAGUGACCCCUACUGUGAGGUGAGCAUGGGGGCCCAGGAGCACAAGACGAAGGUGAUCCCUCAGACCCUGAACCCUAAAUGGAACGCCUCAAUGCAGUUCAUCAUCCGAGACGUGGACAUGGACUCACUGUGUAUCACAGUGUUCGAUAGGGACCUCUUCUCACCCAAUGAUUUUCUUGGCAGAACAGAGAUCAGGGUGAAGGACAUUCUCCAAGAGACAGGCAAGCAGGGGCGGCGACCAAUCACAAAACACCUUGUACUACAUGAGGUCCCUACAGGGGAAGUAGUAGUGAAACUGGACCUGCAUCUCUUUGAGCAAGUUUAACAGAGAUUUUCACUGGCCAUGACUACGAUUGAGCAGCAUUCUGCUAAAACUAGGCUUAAUGCAUGUGCGUAAAGUGUCGUCCCAGAUUUGCCUGAGCAGUAUGCACAGACUAGUCAAGGACGAUACUUUACGCCUGAACUGGAUAAAAAAAGUUGAAGUGACUUAUUUUAAAUGAACAAUUCCAUAAAAGCAGAAAAUGUCAUCGCUGAUUAGCCUGUGCAGGCUGCACAGGGCAAUCUGGGUUGACACUUUAUGCCCAUGCUGUAAGCCCAGUUUUCCUAAAACGAGGCUCAAUUAUUCUUAUGUUGAAUCUAAGUUUUUGAUGGAUUUUAAAUAUUUAACCAGUUACAAUCAAGGGUUAAAAAUGUGGUAUGUAUUUUACUUGGUCGAUACUUUUAAGUGAAAAGUUGAGUUUGAAAUAAAGAACUUUACUACUUAAAUAAAACCUGAGAUUAUGUUUGGAAAUGUUCAAUGUUUUGACGCUGGCUCUCUUUGCACCACUGUCAUGUGUUCCUAUUUAUUUUGUUCAAAUCAUGGGUGAUUGUACCUGUCUACAUAUACCUCGUUGGCUAAACCAUGACUUGCAGGCUUUAUGUACUUUUUAAUGUGAAGGGUUUUAUGUGACAUGUAAUAAUCCAUGAAAUCAUUUAUCAAAGUGAUUCCUUGUCAAAUGGGUUACAUUUUUUGUUAAAAAAUACUUCUUGUUAGUUAUUAAAAGCUGCAAUAUUGUUUGUCAACUGGAUGUUGUUUUCUUACAUUUUCAGUUACAGUAUUCAAGUUAACUUGUUAUUACAAAUAAAAUCAUACUAUGGUAGUUUUGUAAUGCUUUUGUCUCAAUAACAUUUUUUAUUUGUUUUACAGCCAAGUGUAGUUAAAAUGUAUGCCUAGUUGUUUUCUUAACAUUUGAUAUCAUUGCUAUGCAACAUUCAGUGUGUGUAUAUUAAGAAUAUUAAUAAGAAAUUGUUAUUUACCCUUUGGAUGUUGUGUUUUUGACUUAUUGUUGAUCUACUUGUUUGUUGUGAACCUAUUUAAUAUCAUAGAAGCAAUAUAAUUGACACUUGUUCAGUACAUCUUAGUAAGAAUGAAAUUGUGAAUGAUUGUCUAUCCAUACUGUCUACAGGUCAUAGAAAUGUUUCUUAUUAUUUAAAGAUAUAUGAGCCCCCCCUGGGAUAUCCAGGCUUAAUGCGUGUGCACAAAGUAUCGUCCAAGGCAUGUAGACAGGGGAUGAAACUUUCAGCUUUUAUGGAAUUUUUCUUUUAAAAGAAGUUUCUUCUAAUCCGUAAUAUAGUCAAGGCAGAAAAGGUUGUCCCAGAUUAGACUGUGUAGACUGCACAGGCUAAUAUAGAACGAUACAUUAUGCACAUGCAUUAAGCAUGGUUUUACAAGAGCACAGCUCAUAUGUACAUUUGGUUUCAUAUGUUAGACAUCUUUCUGAUGUUCCACAUGUAGACCAUGUAUUUUACCACUCUAUAUUCAAGAUCAAUUUUGUCUAUUAGAUUCUGAUGCAUUUUGCAUUUAUUCGAAAAAGCAGAAUGUAAUAUACAUAAAAAGCAUUGGUUUUGAGUUAUUACAUUUAUUUGGCAGAAAGGCUUUUGAUAUGUUAUACUUAUCUUGGAGAAUUUAUUUUGAUGUGUUAAUUUAUCUUAAAGCGUAAAUUUGUGUUUGCUAAAUUUAUCUUGCAUUGGCUUUGCCAUGUUACAUUUAUCUUGUAGCAUUGAUUUUGAUAUGUAAAACUUAUGUUGGAGAUUUGAUUUUGAUAUAGUACACUUAUCUUGUAGUAUUGGUUUUGCAAUGGUACAUUUAUCUUAAAGCUUACACUUAUUUUGGAGCAUUUGCUUUUAAGUUUUCAAAAAGUUGAAAAUUCUAGUUAUUAGAUUGGCCUUUGGUGGAUGGGGAGCGUCAAUUAGUGGUUUCAGAUCAACAACUUUAGUUUGCUUUGACCAAUUUUAAUGGAACUUUGGAUCUGGCAAGCGUGCAUGGAGGCCUUGGGAUUGUGCAUGGGGUGUAUCGGGUCAAGGUCAGCUGUUACUGAAAAUAGAAAAAUUUCUAUUGCUCAAUAACUUGAGUUUGAAUAUAACUGAAAUGUAGGGUUAAGGUAGUUCACAUUGAGGCCCAGCAUUGGACUGUUUUAGGGGCAAACUUGUGGUUUCUGGUCAAUAACUUUAGUUUGCAUUGACCAAUCUUGAUGAAACUUAGAAUAUGUUUACCCUUUGCAUGCUGGGAAAUUUGUCGUCUGCUAAAAUGUCGUCUGCUGAAUUUCUAACAUUAGCAUUUUCUUCGAUUAUUUUUCAAAGAAUACUAUCAGAAUAUCAAACAGUUUGGAUCCUGAUGAGACGCCACGUUCUGUGGCGUCUUAUCUGGAUCCAAACUGUUUGCAAAGGCCUUCAAAAUUCGGUUCCACAGUACUGAAAGAGUUAAGCUUGUAAGGAGACCUAGCUUUGGAUUGUAUUUGAGCAUGUCAGGAAAAGGUCAUGGUCACUGUUACUAAAUUUAAAAAAUGCACAUGCGCAAUAACUACAGUUUGAAUGGAGGCUUUGAACUUCAAUUGUGUGUGUUUGUAGCCUACAUUUAGACUCAGCUUUGGAAUGCAUUAUGGGCCAUUGAGGUAAAGGUCAUUAAAUUGUUAACAAAAGUAGAAAAAUGGAAUCCAGACUCUGAGUUUGGAUGGAGGUUUUACUGUGUGCGUGUGUGGAGCUUGCUUAUAUGAAGACCUAUCAUUGCAGUUAAUUUCGGUUUAUCGGGUAAAAGUGAGGGUCACUGUCACUAGAAAUAGAAAAAAACUGUUGCUGCUGAGUUUGUCUAAAGAAAUUGUGCAAAAUGUUGUUUGCAGCUAGAUGUUUAAACAGAAAGUGAUAUUUUUUAAAGGAAUGUUUCACUUAAACUCAAGUUUAAAGUCAGAAAGACCACUGGUGGUUUCAAAAUAAGGUCUCUAAUUACAUAACUAGUUGAAGAAUCUGAUUACAACACAGUCAUUAUUUCCGAAUGUUGUACAAUACAUGAAUAGAUACUACCGGUUAUUCUCUAAGCUAUACAAUUGUAUGAAAAGUUUUCUUUGAUUCCUGUUCAAAUACAGUACAACAGUAUUCAAUGUGUCAGCAAAUGACAAUAUACAUGAUUAAAAAGGUAGUGCUAUUGUACAAGGUUCCUGAAGUGAGCUACCACUCAAGGCUCACUGUGUUUGACUGAUUGCCCUGAGUUUUUUAUAUGUUUUAUUUUCAUUUUAAAUUUAUGUAUUUGUUAUGUUGCCUAGUGCUGUUAAUAUUUUUUAUUUGUAAACAGUCCUUAUUUCAGAAUCUUGCCAAUAAAAUGAUUCUUGUCAAACCUUAAAGCUUAAAGUGUGUGUAUGACAUUUUUAAUUGAAGUAACAAUGUACCUGAGUUUGAUGAAUGGUCUAAAAAUAAUUUUUUGUUUUGAAAAUAUGUUAUAAAUUCAAUUUAAUGGUCAAUUAGAUUUACAUUCUUUAUGUUGUGAUUGUGUUUUCUAGUUAAAAGAAUAUAUCUGUUUAAUCCAUGAAUAAUAUGCACCUAUUAAUAUUCGUGUUUAAAAAAACAUGUUGUUUUGUAUAAGUCAUUUUAUCCCUCUUAUGUACUUCUAGUUACUACUUUUUAAGUAGGUAGUCAAUUAAGUCACAGAAUCUGCAUCAUUUACCCCAUAAUUAUAUAUUUGUUGUCCCCAUCUUAAUAUUACAUUCCUAGUCAUACAUAUGAGCGGGCAUCUGGAAAAACUGGGCUUAAUGCAUGUGGGUAAGGUAUUGUCCCAGAUAAGCCUUUGCAGUCCUGCUUUUUAAGUGGGAGAGAUUUUCUUUGAACAAAAAAAAUCCAUAAAAGCAGAAAGUGCUGAUUUCACAUGCUAGCAUGCAACAAUACUGUAAACACAAGCAUCAAGCCAGGUUUAACCUGAGGCCAGCUUAUUUUGUACAUAUCCUACAUAUAAUUCUGUCUUGCAUUGAAUGUCUCUGGGGUGUGGAGUGCUGGGUGAGCAAUAAUCGCAAUGCAUACCUUUGGUAAAACUUAGAGGAACUUUCUGAAAUUCUUUAAAUACAUUUAGUCUUUGGCAAUUGUGUGUGCAGAUAUUUCAAAUUAAAAUGUGUAAAACAA